This is a messenger RNA of Erinaceus europaeus (western European hedgehog), 686 nucleotides long. RefSeq names its product myosin light chain 10 (gene MYL10). The transcript has 7 exons. Gene Ontology annotation, cellular component: mitochondrion; cytoplasm. The record is from RefSeq and is a predicted model, not a curated record. The coding region runs from base 56 to 559 and encodes 167 amino acids. Gene Ontology annotation, molecular function: calcium ion binding. NCBI's taxonomy places the organism in Eukaryota, Metazoa, Chordata, Mammalia, Eulipotyphla, Erinaceidae.
AAGGGACUGUCCCCGUGUCCAGCCAGCCCUGCCACAGUGAGGGGACCCGCAAACCAUGGCGCCAAGGAGACCCCGGAAGAGAGCAGAAGGGGGUGCCAGCUCCAACGUCUUCUCCAUGUUCGAUCAGUCCCAGAUCCAGGAGUUUAAAGAGGCCUUCACCAUCAUGGACCAGAAUCGGGACGGCUUCAUUGACAAGGACGACCUUCGGGAGACCUUUGCCGCACUGGGGACCCUCACGGUGAAGAACGAGGAGCUGGAGGCCAUGGUGAAGGAGGCUCCAGGGCCCAUCAACUUCACCGUCUUUCUCACCAUGUUUGGGGAGAAGCUCAAAGGCACAGACCCUGAGGAGACCAUCCUGCAUGCCUUCAAGGUGUUUGACACUGAUGGGAAAGGCUAUGUCAAGGCAGACUUCAUCAAAGAGAAGCUCAUGACCCAGGCCGACCGCUUCAGUGAGGAGGAGGUCAAGCAGAUGUUUGCUGCCUUUCCCCCCGACAUGUGUGGGAACCUGGACUAUCGUAACCUCUGCUAUGUCAUCACGCACGGCGAGGAGAAGGACUAGACGCCGUGUGGCCCCCACCCCACAAUCAGAGACUGCACAGAAGUGGGCACAGGGGGGUGGGAGGAGCUCCCUUAGCCAGUGCCUGCAUCACACACACCCCUUCAGAAUAAACAGCACUGAGGACACA